AUGGCCGAGCCGCUGCCUGUGCCAACGAUCGAGAACUCGGCACCGUCGAGUGCCCACACCACCUCAUCUGGGGUCGUUGUGCCGGACACCAUCGAGCCUGAAGCCGCGCGGGAUGACUCUUCGGAAACAGACGUUCACGCUGCUCCUGCCCCAUCCCCCGGCCUGCGUGUGCCCUCUCCGCGUGGAUCGGUCGGCGUCCCCGAGGUUCCUCCGAAGCGACCAGAACGCCAGUCCACCUGGGAGAAGCAGAAUGCCGCCAGCACCUCCAAUCCUCGCCUGGAUACCGACUCUCUUGUCGUCGUUGACGUGACCUCAUCCGCAGGCCAGUCCUCUACCAACCUGAACGACAUUGCCGAUGUCGGGGACGAGGACAAGGGACACCAGCUUGCUAGGGAGUUCUUGGCUGGCGAUGCUACCCACGUCCCACCAGACAAGGUGGCCAUGUUCCUCGGCGGCCCCCGUCCCGUGAACAAGGCCGCGCUCCGCCACUACAUGCAGCACUUUGACAUGCGUGGCCUCAAGCUCGACCAGGCGUUCCGUGACCUCUGCGCCAAGCUUCAUCUCAAGGCCGAGUCGCAGGAGAUUGACCGCAUCAUCGAGGGCUUCUCGGCGCGCUUCUACGACUGCAACCCCAACACGGUGUACGGCACCCCCGGAGUCGUGCACACGGUCACGGGUGCCAUGCUUAUGCUCAACACGGAUCUGCACAUCGCCGACAUCCAGAAGCACAUGUCCCGCCAGGACUUUGUGCGCAACUCGAUGCGCGCCAUCCAGGAGAGCAUGCCUGACCGCGAGUCGACCCCGGACCUCGUCAACGACAGCGGCAGCCUGCGCAACAUUGACUCGUUGUCUGCGAGCCACUCUACGACAAGCGUCAGACUGCGCAAUGCGGCCGGCACACCGCGCAACACGUCGGGCAACCUUAUCUCUCCCACAUCCGAUCUCGCUUCGACGUCCACGCAGGACUUGAGAUCGCGGGGCGCUUCCUCGACAACAGUCAACUCGUUCACGUAUACAAAGGCUUGGGAGACUGAGGCCGAGACCGCGCUGAAGGAGAUCUACUCGAACGUCCGCAACGAGCGCAUCCUGCUGCCAAUAGCGUCCAUGGGUGACCCCAACCACUCGAGCUCGACCCUCGGCGGGCUGCGUGUCGGAUCGCGCGGCGGCAUCAACGCACUCAUGCGCCCCAACACGAAGAACGCCCCAUACAAUGCCAUGUUCAACUCGCAGGGCGAUGGCAGUCUCAGCCCUACGCCGUCGUACGCCAACUCGAUAGGCGACCUCGCCCUGCCACCGAGCAACCCGAUCGGCUUCGCGGGCAACUUGUCCCACACGGUCAUCCGUGAGCAGGAGGACGAGAUCCACAGCAUACGCUCGGGCGAAACGGGUUCGACGGUCGAGGAGCUCAACGACGACGAGCUGGCUCUCCUCGGCGCGCCGUGGGCCAAGGAAGGCCUGCUCCAGCGCAAGAUCCAGGUCGAAGCGCACGGCCGCAAGCCGCAGAAGAAGGAUUGGAAGCAGUACUUCGUCGUCAUCCAGAAGGGCGAUCUGUCCAUGUUCGUCUUCGGCUCGGGCGGCGGCAGCAGCAUGGGCGGCGGCACUGUCGGCGGCGGCAAUUGGAUGUCGAGCGCAAACCGCCACGGCGAGUACAGCUUGAUGCACGCCAUGGCCAUGGCGCUGCCGAAGCCCGGGUACAGCGCGUCGCGGCCAUACUGCUUUACCGUCACGUUUCCCAGUGGCGAGAUAAGUGUGUUCCAAGCCGGCACUGAGGAGCUUGUGCUCGAGUGGGUUGCGACGUGCAACUACUGGGCCGCCAGGAGAAGUCGCCAGCCGCUGGUCGGCGGUGUCUCUAACAUGGAGUACGGAUGGACGCGGGCGCUCAACCAGCUCGACGACAACGGGCAACACCACGAGCCGCACCGCGAGCAGCGCGAGCCCCAGCGCAUGGGUCUCGGCGCGCGUGCACGCCUCGGCGCCAUCAGCCGUGUGCGUGGCGCGUCAUCGUCGGGCAACGACCGCGUGCAAAUGGACAAGAUCCACAUUAACGACUGGAAGCCGCCUCCGCACGCGACGAUGCCUUCGACGCUGGACGACGAGGCACAACUCGAGUCGCUGUGCGCAUACGUGCAGAGCCUGAAGGAGGAGCUGGACCAGCACAAGACGAUCGAGGAGCCGAUGAGCCGACUGCAGUACACGCCUGGGUCCAAGAACGCGAUGCGCGCGCGCGAGAACUGGACCGCCAAGUCGCGCUACAUCCACUCCGAAAUAUUCAAGUACGAGACGUACGUCGAGGCGCUGCGCAACGCGAUGAACCAGCGCGUGCAGCGCCAAGGCGAGCGCAAGGUCGAGCGGUCGCUGGCGCGCUCGGCGCCGAGCAUCCGCCGCGAGGCGCCGCGCAAGCUCAACGGCGGCGGCGGCGCGAGCCUCGUCGGCAUGGUGCCCGCCGCGCACGAUCUCGAGGGCGAUGCGUACGUCCGCCGCUCAGAGGACGGCCGCCAGACGCCGACGUCGCAGGCGCAGGCGGUGUGA
Cutaneotrichosporon oleaginosum is the source of this 2529-nucleotide messenger RNA. NCBI's taxonomy places the organism in Eukaryota, Fungi, Basidiomycota, Tremellomycetes, Trichosporonales, Trichosporonaceae. The record is from RefSeq and is a predicted model, not a curated record.